AUGGCUGUUAUGCUUGCCGUUGAAUGUGCUAGAAGAAGACGGUUUCAUCAGAGCGGUGCUUUUUCUGAUUCACCUACUACGUCUGCAGCCCAUGCCCCCACAAGGCUGUCAUCUUUUUGUUUGUACACAACCAACCGUGAAGUCCAUAUCAGCUCAUUUUCUUCCGUGGCAAGAGAGAUUAAAGGGUGGGGAGGGCAGGUCUAUGGUAUUAGGGGAUUUGAAAAUAGAGGUGUUUGGAGUGAAAAAGAGAGGAUUGAAGAGGUUCAGUUGGGCAAAGUUUGGGCAGAAAAAGAAGGCCUUGGACCAAGAGGAGUGCGCCGUGUGCUUGGAGCAGUUCAACGUGGGCGAGACCCUGGUGCGUUUGCCCUGCUCCCAUCUGUUCCAUUCAAGAUGUUUGGUGCCAUGGCUAGAGAACAAUGCCCACUGCCCUUGUUGCAGAAUGGAGAUUUUGGAUUUAAAAAGUUGAAUGAUUUUCUUUGUUUUUCUUCACUUUGUAGAUGCCCUACGAUCCGAAUGUACUUACUUGAAAAAAAGGGUUAA
Molecule: messenger RNA, 540 nt
Organism: Ilex paraguariensis (yerba mate)
Lineage: Eukaryota; Viridiplantae; Streptophyta; Magnoliopsida; Aquifoliales; Aquifoliaceae
Source: the annotation of a GenBank genome assembly